AUGGGCUCUCCUAUUUCCCCGAUCAUUGCCAAUAUAUUCAUGGAACACUUUGAGAAUGAAGUUUUGAAGUCAGCAGAGCAGAAACCUACUGUGUGGUUCAGGUAUGUGGACGAUACCUUUGUCAUCUGGCCACAUGGGUGUUCUGGUCUAAACCAAUUCCUGGAGUUCUUGAAUACUCAGCACCCGAGCAUCAUAUUCACCAUGGAAAUUGAGCAGAACGGAUGCCUCACAUUUCUGGAUGUCUCGGUUCGUCGCAAUGAGGGUGGCACUUUGGGUCAUCAAGUAUAUCGCAAGCCGACCCACACAGACAGGUACCUUAAUGCUACCUCCUAUCACCACCCCUCCCAGAAGAACUCUGCCAUUAGCUCCCUAAUGUACAGAGCUCUUACAAUCUCCCAACCCUCCAACGUCAACAGCGAAGUUGAACAUCUAAAGACAGCUCUGACCAAAAAUGGAUAUAACAUCAAACAAAUUCGAAAGGUCAAGCGAAAACUACAGAGCCAGCUCUCAUCUCCUCAAGAGGAGAUUAAUCCUGAAGAAAAUCGGGAGAAACCUAAAGUGGCCCUUCUCCUCUACCUGAGAGGCGCCACUGAACGCAUUAGCAGAGUACUCGGCAAACACAAUCCGAACAAUCUUCCAACCCCCAAAGAAGAUUGCACAGAUGCUACCGAGUGCGAAAUAUCUCAGACUACCUCUGAGUACACCAGGAGUGUACGAGAUUCCCUGCUUAUGGGGAAAAGUGUACAUUGGUGA
Diachasma alloeum is the source of this 753-nucleotide messenger RNA. RefSeq lists its product as uncharacterized. The coding region runs from base 1 to 753 and encodes 250 amino acids. The record is from RefSeq and is a predicted model, not a curated record. The transcript has a single exon. Lineage: Eukaryota; Metazoa; Arthropoda; Insecta; Hymenoptera; Braconidae.